Messenger RNA from Bradysia coprophila, 2370 nucleotides. RefSeq lists its product as uncharacterized. NCBI's taxonomy places the organism in Eukaryota, Metazoa, Arthropoda, Insecta, Diptera, Sciaridae. The record is from RefSeq and is a predicted model, not a curated record.
GCCAAUGAUUUAGUUUAAAUCUGACUGUGGAAAAGAUCGGUUGUUUGUUUUACCAAUUGGUGUUCGCUCAGAUAAAGGAAUUGAAAAUUUAAUAUUUGCGAAUUGAUUUUUUUCUUUUAACAAAUAAAUUUCCAGUCAGCAAAUAUGAAUUUUAUCUUUCAAAUUUAGACAAUAAGAAAAAAUAUUGAAAUACUUCGGUACUUGAUACUAAACAGUUCAGUGCCGAAUAAUGUGCAUAUCAUUACAUAAAAAAGGAUUAUUUUGGUAUUAUCGAUUUGGAAUCAACAAUUAAAAAAUUAAAUAAUAUGGGAUAUCGAUGGCUGUGCACUCCACUAAUCAUAAUGGCAAUAGUAUUAUCAACACAUUCACAAAACACCAUCAACAAAUGGACGCUCGACGAACGGAUAUCAAACACAAAUUCCGAAGACGAUACCACACUCAAGUCCAGUUACAACACAGACCCACUAACCGAACCGCAUAGAACGGAAGAGCCAGUAGCAGACGGUGAUCAUAGAAAUAUAAAUCAGUUUGAGAACUUACUUCAAACACAAAAUGAGGAUAACCAAAGAACAGAAUCGACUAAAGCUCAUUCAAGAAAGAAGCGAUUGAUUUGGGUGUCAGAUGAUGGCAGACUAGCAUUGCCACCCGGAACAAUAUUGAGUAUUGCACCUACUCUUUCGCUGCCAUUGGUGAGGUAUCCUCCGUCAGGAUUCCUGUCAAAUUUGACAAUGAGUUUUCCGUUGACUAUUGAUUUUGAUAAGCUGGGUCUGACGGAUAACGAAAAUCCGUUAGGUGUUUUGCCUCCAUUUUUUGGUAGAUCCAUGGGCAGAGCAGCAGGAACGUUCCUAGGACAUUACAUUGGAAGCUAUUUGAAUUCGAGAAGAAAGCGAGCAGCUGACGAUGAUAGAAGUGAAUCAAAUACAAAACUUCACAACGAGCAAGGAGAUGACUGGAAAAUGCAUGAAUUACCUGAAGAUCAGCAGCAUGUUUUUCAUGGAGGAGAAAGGGCGCUACUAUAUGGUGUGGUAGAGGAUUUCAUCUCUACAUUUGGAUUUGAUGGGAAAGCAUGUUUACUGCGUGCUAUCUGCGAAGUGCAUUCCAAAUCCGUUCAUCAUUUAGGUUUAUUUGGAGAAAUGGUGAAACUGUUUUUCACUGCCUCAAAGUCUCAAUUCUCGCAAUUGUUACCCGAAUACGUGUCAGCCGAAGAGAUAGGCAGAGGGGAGCGUGGUCCAGGAGAGUGUUUUCCUUAUUACAAGAACUGUCCGAGAAGUCUGUUCAAACUAGACAACAACAAGUACAGCAAACACAUGACUAAAGACAAGUCGGAGAGUGAAAAACUUAUGCAACUGCAAAGCAAUAACAUCGACAUUGACACAGAAGAAAAUUCAUCGCAAUCGAAUUUCAAGCAAAAUUUGAAUAUGUAACGUUGUAGCUGAUGCGUGUGCUUUUGGUAUAUUCAACUCAGUUACUCUGUAUGUAGUUAGUCCUAUGUGUGAAAUAGAAGAAAAUAAUAAUGCUUAGAGCGCAAUGUAAGCAAUACUGCUUGCAUGAUUAUUGCUUUAUGAUUUACCUCAACAAUAUAUUAAUCGAUACAAAACAAAAAUUCGGUGAAUUAAGUAGAAAUAACUUUUACUCGCUGCACCUCACGGAAAUGGUUCAUUACCUAAUGACAUUUGCGACAGUUUUCAUUUUCGCGAGGCUUUGCGAGUAACUUUACGCACACUAGCGGAAAAGUGAGCAAAAAUGAAAAUCUAGGUUUUCAUUUGUUAAACGUCAUUUCUGUGUAAACAAUUUCGAAUCGCAGCAGGUCGCAAAUCAGAAAACCUGUUGCAUUUCACUUUUUCGCUAGAGUAAUGGUUUGGACAUUUUUAUUUUGACAAAAUUAGUCAUCGUGCUUGAGUCUUUAUGCUUGAGCCUGCUCAAUGACCGUUAAAAUUAAAUGAUGGGAAAAUUAUUUAUAAGAAAAGUUUAGUUUUAAUUCCAAGAAAAUGGGUAAAAAUAUAUUAAAACAAUUACCCUUUUUACUUACAAUAUUGUAAGUCCACAUUGGAUAAAUAACAAGGGGUACCACUAGCCCGAAAUUUGUACCAAUAAUUCCAAAAAUUCCACUAGAAUCCAAUUUUCUUUCGAAUUUCUGUGACUCAGCUGUACCCCUUGAUAAAUAAUGUUUUUGUUUAGUGUUUUUAAGCGUAGAAAAAUUGGGAAAAUGAGAACAAAUAUAACUGGUGACUAGUUGAAUGUUUUAGUUUAGUUAAUUUAUAUAUUUGAAUGAUGCUUGGUUGUUUAAAUCAAAUUUGUUGAAAUUGAUACACAGUUUUAAGUCGAUUGUUAUGCCAUAAAAGUGUAAUAAAUUACGUGUAUGUAAAUGAA